Messenger RNA from Aspergillus welwitschiae, 1545 nucleotides. RefSeq names its product Hsp70 family protein. The transcript is spliced from 2 exons. The coding region runs from base 1 to 1545 and encodes 514 amino acids. Gene Ontology annotation, cellular component: cytoplasm. The record is from RefSeq and is a predicted model, not a curated record. NCBI's taxonomy places the organism in Eukaryota, Fungi, Ascomycota, Eurotiomycetes, Eurotiales, Aspergillaceae. Gene Ontology annotation, biological process: cellular response to unfolded protein; protein refolding. Gene Ontology annotation, molecular function: heat shock protein binding; misfolded protein binding; ATP hydrolysis activity.
AUGCCAAACGCUAUCGGUAUCGACCUUGGCAUCUCGUAUGUUUCCAUUGCUGUCGUCCAGGAUGGGAAUGUCCACAUCAUCCCGGACAUACAUGGUCGCAAGAGAAUUCCAUCACCGUACCUACUGCGCACUCCUGUCACUCACAAUAUCAACCCCGCAAAUGUGAACCCGGUGUGCAGACCUCUUCGUUAUAGCAAGGAAGAUGCCAGGGUCAUCCUUGCUGCGGCCAAAGCCUUAGCCGAGUCCUAUGUUGGUACCCCUGUUGAUGAUGCUGUUAUCACCGUGCCAUCAUUUUAUAAUGAUAUGGAACGUGUCGAAACAAGAGAUGCGGGACGUCAAGUCGGACUCAAGGUCCAUCGGUUAUUGAACACUCCAACGGCCGCUGCUAUAGCCCAAUGGGCUGACUUCCCAACGUUUGACGCCCAUCUCAUGCUAGUAUUGGAUAUUGGGGCCCGAGGAGCUGAAUCUACUAUUUUGGAUGUUUGCAACGGUCUUUUUGAGGUCAAGUCAAGCCACGGCGACUGCCAGCUGGGCGGACACUCGUAUGAUCUCAAGUUACGCCGUUACCUUGAAUAUCAUACGCGAGAUCAGAUUCAAGGCGGAGAUCUGGAAUCCCUUCUUAGCAGAACCGAGGACUUGAAAAGAUCCUUAUCCGUCCGUGAAUCAAUAUCGGAUGCGAGCGGUGUUGUUAUUACGCGGAAGGAGUAUGAGGACGUCUGUAAAAGCAACUUUACAGCGACUGUUGACCUCGUGAAGAGGACUCUCCAUAUUGCCAAGGUUGAAAAAUCUGAUAUCCAGGAAGUGGUCUUCGUUGGCGGUACUGCUAGCACACCGAUACUCCAAAAGAUACUAGCAGACUUCUUUGGCUGUUCAAGAAGAGACUUAUACUGUCCUCAAAUGGCGGCCGUUCGCGGAGCGGCACUGCAAGCAGCAUCUUUGACAGACCGUGUGCUUUUUCCUGAACUGCUUAUCCUAGAUGUGGUUCCUGGCCCAAUUCAUAUUGAGCUUCUACCAGGAUUUUUAUUGCAGCUCUGGCCCCGAAAUACUACACUGACCCGUGAAUCCUCAAUUAUUAUUGAAGCAUUGUCUCCUGAAUAUCUCCCGCGAUUUGUCAAACUUAUAGAAGGAGAUAGUAGGUCAGUCAGGACCCUCGGUAUCUUUGAUCUCCGGUGCCUCCAGCUACCUUCGGACUGUCAGGCUACUAUCGAAAUCAAGGUCUCCAUCGAUUUGGAUGGUAUUGUGGAUGCAGAUGUAGCUCUACGCCACCCGGAAAGCGGUAUUACCAUUCCAUUGCAAAGAAUGCCCGUGGCGGAUAACCAACCAAAUAUGGAUGAUGACACCAAAUUGAUACAACCAAGUGAAUCACCGUCCACGGCCUUAUUGGAGUCGUAUAUCAGCUUCCUUCAACUAAUUGCUCCUAAACUCUCGACUGAAUGUCAAAAUACCUUAAGAGCAGCCAUCGUUCAUGUAGAAUCCACAAUGACACAACAAUCUUCAAAAACAGGUCAGGCAAGAGCCAUGGCAUUGGAAUAUCUGAUUCGGUAA